Molecule: messenger RNA, 9898 nt
Organism: Mesocricetus auratus (golden hamster)
Lineage: Eukaryota; Metazoa; Chordata; Mammalia; Rodentia; Cricetidae
Gene: Fbn1
Product: fibrillin 1
Exons: 66
Coding region: 281-8896 (2871 amino acids)
Molecular function (GO): calcium ion binding
Source: RefSeq, a predicted model, not a curated record
AAGGAGGGGGCCGCGGAGUUGAGGCAGAGACUGUGGGUGCCACAGGCGGCCACGGCUGGGACAGCUGCGGAGCAGAGCAGCCAACGCCGCCUGGGAGUCCGAGCCGCUGGUCCAGGCGAGGGCUGCCCGAAGUGAGAGCAGCGUCGGGAAGAGAAAGCGGUAGGAAUCAGGCGAGGACAUCCCUGCGGCGGGACAGCAGGACCAGCGGGACCCCAUUAGCCUCCGGGUGCUGGAAGGCGCAGCGGCUUCGGCGACGGAGCGAGUGGCGGCCGGCGGCACCAUGCGGCGAGGCGGGCUGCUGGAGGUCGCGCUGGCGUUCGCCCUGCUCCUCGCGUCCUACACGAGCCAUGGGGCGGACGCUAAUUUGGAGGCUGGGAACCUGAAAGAGACCAGAGCCAACCGAGCCAAGAGAAGAGGUGGCGGAGGACACGAUGCACUGAAAGGACCCAAUGUCUGUGGAUCACGUUAUAAUGCAUACUGUUGUCCUGGAUGGAAAACUUUACCUGGUGGAAAUCAGUGUAUUGUCCCCAUUUGCCGGCAUUCCUGUGGGGAUGGAUUCUGCUCGAGGCCAAAUAUGUGCACUUGCCCGUCCGGUCAGAUAUCGCCUUCCUGUGGCUCCAGAUCCAUUCAACACUGUAACAUUCGCUGCAUGAAUGGAGGUAGCUGCAGCGAUGACCACUGUCUUUGCCAGAAGGGAUACAUUGGCACACACUGUGGACAACCUGUCUGUGAAAGUGGCUGUCUCAACGGAGGGAGGUGUGUGGCUCCGAAUCGGUGUGCGUGCACAUACGGCUUUACUGGACCCCAGUGCGAAAGAGAUUACAGAACAGGUCCGUGUUUUACUGUGGUUAGCAACCAGAUGUGCCAGGGACAGCUCAGCGGGAUUGUCUGCACCAAAACACUCUGCUGUGCCACAGUGGGCCGAGCCUGGGGCCACCCCUGUGAGAUGUGUCCUGCCCAGCCUCACCCCUGCCGUCGUGGCUUCAUUCCCAACAUCCGCACCGGAGCUUGUCAAGAUGUGGACGAAUGCCAGGCUAUCCCUGGGCUGUGUCAAGGAGGAAAUUGCAUUAAUACUGUUGGGUCUUUUGAGUGCAAAUGCCCUGCUGGACACAAAUUUAAUGAAGUGUCACAAAAAUGUGAAGAUAUCGACGAGUGCAGCACCAUUCCUGGAGUCUGCGAUGGCGGGGAAUGUACAAACACAGUCAGCAGUUACUUCUGCAAAUGCCCCCCUGGCUUUUACACCUCCCCUGAUGGCACCAGAUGCAUAGAUGUUCGCCCUGGCUACUGCUACACAGCUCUGACAAAUGGACGCUGCUCUAACCAGCUGCCGCAGUCCAUAACCAAAAUGCAGUGCUGUUGUGAUGCUGGCCGGUGCUGGUCUCCAGGGGUCACUGUCGCUCCCGAGAUGUGUCCCAUCAGAUCAACUGAGGAUUUCAACAAGCUGUGCUCUGUCCCUCUGGUCGUUCCUGGGAGACCAGAAUAUCCUCCCCCACCCAUUGGCCCUCCACUUCAGCCUGUUCCUCCUGGCUAUACUCCUGGGUCUGUGAUUCCAGUCCCUCGGCCACCACCAGAAUAUCCCUAUCCAUCUCCAUCUCGGGAACCACCAAGGGUGCUGCCUUUCAAUGUUACUGACUACUGCCAACUGGUCCGCUAUCUCUGUCAAAAUGGGCGCUGCAUUCCAACUCCUGGCAGCUACCGGUGUGAGUGCAACAAGGGCUUCCAGCUGGAUAUCCGCGGGGAGUGCAUUGAUGUUGAUGAGUGUGAGAAAAACCCAUGUACUGGUGGAGAAUGUAUCAACAACCAGGGCUCAUACACCUGUCACUGCCGAGCUGGCUACCAGAGCACACUUACAAGGACCGAGUGCAGAGACAUUGAUGAGUGUCUGCAGAAUGGCCGGAUCUGCAACAAUGGGCGCUGUAUCAACACGGAUGGCAGCUUCCACUGUGUGUGUAAUGCAGGCUUCCACGUCACUCGGGAUGGAAAGAACUGUGAAGAUAUGGAUGAGUGCAGCAUAAGGAACAUGUGCCUGAAUGGGAUGUGCAUCAAUGAAGACGGCAGUUUCAAGUGUAUUUGCAAACCUGGGUUCCAGCUGGCAUCAGAUGGCCGCUACUGCAAAGAUAUCAAUGAAUGUGAAACCCCUGGGAUUUGCAUGAACGGGCGCUGUGUGAACACUGAUGGCUCCUACAGAUGCGAAUGCUUUCCCGGACUGGCUGUGGGUCUAGAUGGACGUGUGUGUGUUGACACACACAUGCGGAGCACAUGCUACGGGGGAUACAGGCGAGGCCAGUGUGUGAAGCCUUUGUUUGGUGCUGUUACUAAAUCUGAAUGCUGUUGUGCCAGCACCGAGUAUGCAUUUGGGGAACCGUGCCAGCCGUGUCCUGCACAGAAUUCAGCGGAAUACCAGGCACUCUGCAGCAGUGGACCAGGCAUGACCUCAGCAGGCACUGAUAUAAAUGAGUGUGCAUUAGAUCCUGAUAUUUGCCCGAAUGGAAUUUGUGAAAAUCUCCGUGGGACCUACAAAUGUAUAUGCAAUUCAGGAUAUGAAGUAGACAUAACUGGGAAAAACUGUGUCGAUAUUAAUGAAUGUGUGCUCAACAGUCUACUUUGUGACAAUGGACAAUGUAGAAACACCCCUGGAAGUUUUGUUUGUACCUGUCCCAAGGGAUUUGUGUACAAACCUGACCUAAAGACCUGUGAAGACAUUGAUGAAUGUGAAUCGAGUCCUUGCAUUAACGGAGUCUGCAAGAACAGUCCUGGAUCUUUUAUUUGCGAAUGUUCUCCUGAAAGCACUUUGGAUCCAACAAAAACCAUCUGCAUAGAAACCAUCAAGGGCACUUGCUGGCAGACUGUCAUCGAUGGGCGGUGUGAGAUCAAUAUCAAUGGAGCCACCUUGAAGUCUGAAUGCUGCUCUUCCCUUGGUGCUGCCUGGGGGAGCCCGUGUACCGUAUGUCAAGUCGAUCCCAUAUGUGGUAAAGGGUUCUCGAGAAUUAAAGGCACACAAUGUGAAGAUAUCAAUGAAUGUGAAGUGUUCCCAGGAGUAUGCAAAAAUGGCCUAUGUGUCAACUCCAGGGGUUCAUUCAAAUGCGAGUGUCCCAAUGGAAUGACCUUGGAUGCCACAGGGAGAAUCUGCCUUGACAUCCGCCUGGAGACCUGCUUCCUGAGGUAUGAUGAUGAGGAGUGCACCCUGCCGAUUGCUGGCCGUCAUCGUAUGGAUGCCUGCUGCUGCUCCGUUGGAGCAGCCUGGGGAACCGAAGAGUGUGAGGAGUGUCCAGUGAGAAACACCCCAGAGUAUGAGGAGCUCUGUCCCCGAGGACCCGGGUUUGCAACAAAAGAUAUUACAAACGGGAAACCUUUCUUCAAAGAUAUCAACGAGUGUAAGAUGAUACCCAGCCUCUGUACCCACGGCAAGUGCAGAAACACCAUCGGCAGCUUCAAGUGCAGGUGCGACAGUGGCUUUGCCCUGGACUCAGAAGAGAGGAACUGCACAGACAUUGAUGAGUGCCGCAUAUCUCCUGACCUCUGUGGCCGAGGCCAGUGUGUGAACACCCCAGGGGACUUUGAAUGCAAGUGUGACGAAGGCUAUGAGAGUGGAUUCAUGAUGAUGAAGAACUGCAUGGAUAUUGACGAAUGUCAGAGAGAUCCACUCCUGUGCCGAGGAGGCAUUUGCCACAACACAGAGGGAAGCUAUCGCUGUGAAUGCCCUCCUGGUCACCAACUGUCCCCAAACAUCUCUGCAUGCAUUGACAUCAACGAGUGUGAACUGAGUGCAAACCUUUGUCCCAAUGGUCGUUGUGUCAACCUCAUAGGGAAGUAUCAGUGUGCCUGUAACCCGGGUUAUCACUCAUCUCCUGAUAGGCUCUUCUGCGUUGACAUCGAUGAAUGCAGCAUAAUGAACGGUGGCUGUGAAACCUUCUGCACAAACUCUGAAGGCAGCUAUGAGUGUAGCUGUCAGCCAGGGUUUGCACUGAUGCCAGACCAGAGAUCAUGCACAGACAUUGAUGAGUGUGAAGAUAACCCCAAUAUCUGUGAUGGUGGUCAGUGUACAAACAUACCUGGAGAGUACAGGUGCCUGUGCUACGAUGGGUUCAUGGCAUCUGAAGACAUGAAGACUUGUGUAGAUGUCAAUGAAUGUGACCUGAAUCCAAAUAUCUGUCUCAGUGGGACCUGUGAGAACACUAAAGGCUCAUUUAUCUGCCACUGUGAUAUGGGCUAUUCAGGGAAAAAGGGAAAAACGGGCUGUACAGACAUCAAUGAAUGUGAGAUCGGGGCACACAACUGUGGCAGACACGCUGUGUGCACCAACACAGCGGGGAGCUUCAAGUGCAGCUGCAGUCCUGGGUGGAUUGGAGACGGCGUUAAGUGCACAGAUCUGGAUGAAUGCUCUAAUGGAACCCACAUGUGCAGCCAACACGCUGACUGUAAGAACACCAUGGGGUCGUACCGCUGUCUCUGCAAGGAGGGCUACACAGGCGAUGGCUUUACCUGCACAGACCUCGACGAGUGCUCUGAGAACCUGAAUCUCUGCGGCAAUGGCCAGUGCCUCAACGCCCCUGGCGGGUACCGCUGUGAAUGCGACAUGGGCUUCGUGCCCAGUGCUGACGGGAAGGCCUGUGAAGACAUCGAUGAGUGCUCCCUUCCAAAUAUCUGUGUCUUUGGAACUUGUCACAACCUCCCAGGCCUCUUUCGCUGUGAGUGUGAGAUUGGCUACGAGCUGGACCGAAGUGGUGGGAACUGCACAGAUGUUAAUGAGUGUCUGGAUCCAACCACCUGUAUUAGUGGGAACUGUGUCAACACUCCAGGCAGUUACACAUGUGACUGUCCGCCUGACUUUGAGCUGAAUCCAACUCGAGUUGGCUGUGUCGAUACUCGUUCUGGAAACUGCUAUCUGGAUAUCCGGCCCCGAGGAGACAAUGGAGAUACAGCCUGUAGCAAUGAAAUUGGAGUUGGUGUUUCCAAGGCCUCCUGCUGUUGCUCCCUGGGUAAAGCCUGGGGAACCCCGUGUGAGCUGUGUCCAGCUGUGAACACGUCUGAGUACAAAAUUCUUUGCCCUGGAGGAGAAGGUUUUCGUCCGAACCCCAUCACCGUUAUAUUGGAAGACAUCGAUGAAUGCCAGGAGCUUCCAGGGCUGUGUCAAGGGGGGAAAUGUAUCAACACCUUCGGCAGCUUCCAGUGCCGCUGUCCAACUGGUUACUACCUGAACGAAGAUACUCGAGUAUGUGAUGACGUGAAUGAGUGUGAGACUCCUGGAAUCUGCGGCCCAGGGACAUGUUACAACACCGUUGGCAACUACACCUGCAUCUGUCCUCCAGACUACAUGCAAGUGAACGGGGGAAACAAUUGCAUGGACAUGAGAAGAAGUCUAUGCUACAGAAACUAUUAUGCUGACAACCAGACCUGCGAUGGAGAACUCCUGUUCAACAUGACCAAGAAGAUGUGCUGCUGCUCCUACAACAUUGGCAGAGCCUGGAAUAAGCCCUGUGAACAGUGUCCCAUCCCGAGCACAGAUGAAUUUGCUACCCUCUGUGGAAGCCAAAGGCCAGGCUUUGUCAUUGACAUUUACACUGGCUUACCCGUGGAUAUUGAUGAGUGCCGGGAGAUCCCAGGGGUCUGUGAAAAUGGAGUGUGCAUCAACAUGGUUGGCAGCUUCAGGUGUGAGUGUCCAGUGGGAUUCUUCUACAAUGACAAGUUACUGGUCUGUGAAGAUAUCGAUGAGUGUCAGAACGGCCCUGUGUGCCAGCGCAAUGCAGAGUGUGUCAACACUGCAGGCAGCUACCGCUGUGACUGUAAGCCAGGCUACCGCCUCACCUCCACAGGUCAAUGCAAUGAUCGGAACGAGUGCCAAGAAAUCCCCAACAUAUGUAGCCACGGACAGUGCAUCGACACAGUGGGAAGCUUCUACUGCCUUUGUCAUACAGGCUUCAAGACAAAUGCAGAUCAAACCAUGUGCUUGGACAUCAAUGAGUGUGAGAGAGAUGCCUGUGGGAACGGGACUUGCAGAAACACAAUUGGCUCCUUCAACUGUCGCUGCAAUCAUGGCUUCAUACUUUCUCACAACAAUGACUGCAUAGAUGUUGAUGAAUGUGCAACUGGAAAUGGGAACCUUUGCAGAAAUGGCCAGUGCGUCAACACGGUGGGGUCUUUCCAGUGCAGGUGCAAUGAGGGCUACGAGGUGGCCCCUGAUGGCAGGACCUGUGUGGAUAUCAAUGAAUGUGUUCUGGAUCCUGGUAAGUGUGCACCUGGAACCUGUCAGAACUUGGAUGGCUCCUACAGAUGCAUUUGCCCGCCUGGAUAUAGUCUGCAGCAGGACAAAUGUGAAGAUAUUGAUGAGUGUGUUGAAGAACCAGAAAUCUGUGCCUUGGGAACCUGCAGCAACACCGAGGGCAGUUUCAAAUGUCUGUGUCCAGAAGGGUUCUCCCUGUCCUCAACUGGAAGAAGGUGCCAAGAUUUGCGGAUGAGCUACUGUUAUGCAAAGUUUGAAGGUGGAAAAUGCUCAUCACCCAAAUCCAGGAACCAUUCCAAGCAGGAGUGCUGCUGUGCUCUGAAGGGAGAAGGCUGGGGAGACCCUUGUGAGCUGUGCCCCACGGAGCCAGAUGAGGCUUUCCGCCAGAUCUGUCCCUUUGGAAGUGGGAUCAUUGUGGGCCCUGAUGACUCAGCAGUUGAUAUGGAUGAAUGCAAAGAGCCUGAUGUCUGUAAGCAUGGACAAUGCAUCAACACCGAUGGCUCCUAUCGCUGCGAGUGUCCCUUUGGUUAUAUUCUAGAAGGGAAUGAAUGUGUGGAUACUGAUGAAUGUUCCGUGGGCAAUCCUUGCGGAAAUGGGACCUGCAAGAACGUGAUUGGAGGUUUUGAAUGUACUUGUGAGGAGGGAUUCGAACCUGGUCCAAUGAUGACAUGUGAAGACAUAAAUGAAUGUGCCCAGAAUCCUCUGCUCUGUGCCUUCCGGUGUGUGAAUACCUAUGGGUCCUAUGAAUGCAAAUGCCCUGUUGGAUACGUUCUACGAGAAGACAGAAGGAUGUGCAAAGAUGAGGAUGAGUGUGCGGAGGGAAAACAUGACUGCACCGAAAAGCAAAUGGAGUGCAAGAACCUCAUAGGCACCUACAUGUGCAUCUGUGGUCCUGGGUACCAGCGAAGACCUGAUGGAGAGGGCUGUAUAGAUGAGAAUGAGUGUCAGACCAAGCCAGGGAUCUGUGAGAAUGGGCGUUGCCUCAACACCCGGGGCAGCUACACCUGUGAGUGUAACGAUGGCUUCACAGCCAGCCCCACACAGGAUGAGUGCCUGGACAACCGGGAAGGGUACUGCUUCACGGAAGUCCUACAGAACAUGUGCCAGAUUGGCUCAAGCAACAGGAACCCCGUCACCAAGUCUGAGUGCUGUUGUGAUGGAGGAAGAGGCUGGGGACCCCAGUGUGAGAUCUGCCCUUUCGAGGGCACCGUGGCUUACAAGAAACUGUGUCCACAUGGCCGAGGAUUCAUGACCAAUGGAGCAGAUAUUGAUGAAUGCAAGGUUAUUCACGAUGUUUGCCGAAAUGGGGAGUGUGUCAAUGACAGAGGGUCAUUUCAUUGCAUUUGUAAGACUGGCUACACGCCAGAUAUAACAGGGACUGCCUGUGUAGAUCUGAAUGAGUGCAACCAGGCUCCCAAACCCUGCAAUUUUAUAUGCAAAAACACAGAAGGGAGUUACCAGUGCUCCUGCCCGAAAGGCUAUAUUCUGCAAGAGGAUGGAAGAAGCUGCAAAGAUCUUGAUGAGUGUGCAACCAAGCAGCAUAACUGUCAGUUCCUGUGUGUUAACACCAUCGGUGGCUUCACAUGCAAAUGCCCGCCUGGCUUUACCCAGCACCAUACCGCCUGCAUCGAUAACAAUGAGUGCACAUCUGACAUCAACCUGUGUGGGUCCAAGGGUGUUUGCCAGAACACUCCAGGAAGCUUCACUUGUGAAUGCCAGCGGGGGUUCUCACUCGACCAGAGUGGUGCCAGCUGUGAAGAUGUGGACGAGUGCGAGGGCAACCACCGCUGUCAGCACGGCUGCCAGAACAUCAUCGGAGGCUACAGGUGCAGCUGCCCCCAGGGCUACCUGCAGCAUUACCAGUGGAACCAGUGUGUAGAUGAAAAUGAAUGCUUGAGUGCACAUGUCUGUGGGGGAGCCUCCUGCCACAACACUCUGGGGAGUUACAAGUGCAUGUGUCCCACCGGCUUCCAGUAUGAACAGUUCAGCGGAGGCUGCCAAGACAUCAAUGAGUGUGGCUCGUCACAGGCCCCCUGCAGUUAUGGCUGCUCCAAUACUGAGGGUGGCUAUCUGUGUGGCUGUCCUCCAGGGUACUUCCGGAUAGGCCAAGGGCAUUGCGUUUCUGGAAUGGGCAUGGGCAGAGGAGGCCCAGAGCCACCUGCCAGUGGUGAGAUGGACGACAAUUCACUAUCCCCAGAAGCCUGCUAUGAGUGUAAGAUCAAUGGCUACCCCAAACGAGGCAGGAAACGGCGAAGCACAAACGAAACAGACGCCUCGGACGUCCAGGAUGGGUCUGAGAUGGAAGCCAACGUGAGCCUCGCGAGUUGGGAUGUGGAGAAGCCAGCUAGCUUUGCUUUCAAUAUUUCCCACAUCAACCACAAGGUCCGAAUCUUAGAGCUCCUGCCAGCCCUCACCACUCUGACGAACCACAACAGAUACUUGAUUGAAUCUGGAAAUGAAGAUGGCUUCUUUAAAAUCAACCAGAAAGAAGGUGUCAGCUACCUCCACUUCACGAAGAAGAAGGCGGUGGCCGGGACCUACUCCUUGCAAAUCAGCAGCACUCCACUUUAUAAAAAGAAAGAACUUAAUCAGUUAGAAGACAGGCAUGACAAAGACUACCUCAGCGGAGAACUGGGUGACAACCUGAAGAUGAAAAUUCAGAUCCUGCUUCAUUAAUUCACCAUCCAGAGACCAAAUAAUUAAAACGAAAGUAACUUUAGGUAGGUAGAAUUCUAUUUUCCCCAAACCAGACCUUCACAGCAUGGUACAAUCAUUCACCAAGGCGAUCUGUAUAAACGAGCACUCUUCUUGAAUGACAUCAAGGUACAGUGAUGAUCCUAGUUCAAACAACCACUUUCUCAGGCUUCUCAUGAGUAGCAGCUCAGCUACCUUGCCAUACGUGUUGAUUCCUGAAAACUGGGACAUGAAUAUCCACUGAGAUUGGCCAUUCAUGCCAACGGCUACCUUUCCGGCUGCCGCACACGAACAUAUUUCCAUUUGAUGGGCUGUUCCAUUCGUUUUCAAAUUUCAAAACUUUGCUUCUCCAAGUGCGAGUAGUAGGUUGGCCGAUUAUGAUGUCUAUUUGGUGCUAGCAAAUUCUCAAAAUAGAUUUAUUGAUGCACUGUAAUAAGUACACAAGUUAGAAACCAAAUUGCCAAGUAUUCAGUUCAGAUACUUCAUUCAUUUCAAUCAACCAAAGUUAGUUCAGUAGCUUAUCUCACUUAUGAGUAUAAUACAUUACAUGUAAAUUAAGUGUGUGUAUACUGUAAUCGUGUUAUUUUUAUCAUUGAAACAUUUAUAAACUAGAAUAAUAAAGCCCUUAAUGUGAGGGUUUGUAAUGGUGCUUAUUAAGACCAAAGACUUGUUAAACAUCUACAGCAGGUGGUAGUGGAAUCUGUGACUGGCCCACUUGUGCACUGAGGUUGGGGAAGACAAGGACGCAGCCUCAGCCACCAGAGGAUCACCAGUACACCCUACAUCACACCGCAUGUGCAAUAUGCCAAAGUCACUCUCAGUCAUUCCUGUCAACAAGGGGUUAAUGUCAUAAUGUCACAAUAAAGUGAUCCUACCCUCCCUCCCUUUUUUAGUUUACUCCUUGGUUUUGUGUUCUUGUGUGGAUUUGAGGCUGGGGAUGGGGACCUUUCUGGAGGAAAAAUAAAGUCUCUUGGGUUUAAAGUA